Pocillopora meandrina is the source of this 471-nucleotide messenger RNA. Lineage: Eukaryota; Metazoa; Cnidaria; Anthozoa; Scleractinia; Pocilloporidae. The record is from the annotation of a GenBank genome assembly.
AUGGCACGUGAUGAAGGCAAUGAGCCUGAUGAAAUCAGAACGAAAAUUAUAAGAGAUGCUAAGUUCCAAGCAGACACAGAGUUAAAGGAUUUGGAAUGCCAAACCACUGAAUUAGAAUACAUGUUUCAAAAAAGCACAUAUUGGGCACCGGAUAAAGAUUUCUUUAACUCUGAUGAGAAGGUUUGCUUCUCUACUUGUCUACCUUCCUUGGAAGUACUAAUGGUUGUGUUUGACCAUGUAGCUUCACAUGUGAAAAGGCAAACUCAGUCAAUCAAUAGGUUCCAAGAGUUUAUUAUUGUACUCAUGAAACUUAGGCUUAAUGUACCAUUACAGGAUCUUGCCUACUGUUUUGUUGUAUUGAUUUCAACUAUUUCAAGAAUAUUUUUCCAUUUGAUUGUGGUAAUGGACAAGAGACUGUUUCCCUUUGUUUACUGGCCAGACAGGUAUCAACUUUGCAAGACAAUGCCCUAG